AUGGCAGUAGAAUACAAAAGUAGAUGGCAUCAUGAUGUUGGUAUAUGGAAUAUACAGCCUCCUGAUAUAAAUGAUAAGCUAGACAUUAGAUUAUUCCAGAAGUUUCGAGUUCAUGGGGAACUCUUUGUCCAGCAGUUGAUAAAUAUGAGUAUGAUUAAGACAACCCAGAACUUGACAGAAGCAAUGUAUCAGAGUUUGUUUCAAGAAUUUGCUGCACAGUUUGGAUUAAUGAGUUUGAGUGUUCCUGUUAUUGGUAAAGCACAGGUUGAUAUAGGAGAUAAAGCUGUUUCAUCUAUACCUGAUAUUGUCUUUCCAGAUAUUACCAAUUCAGACAUACAUCAUUCUAAUUUAAAGAUAUUAGCAGUUUGUGAGGUUAAGAAAGAAUUUAAAGCAAAGGAAGACUUGGUUAUUUCCUUACAGUAUAGUACAAGGUCAGGGAAAAAGAAAGUAAUAGGUAAAGAGCAAGUUAUAUGGCACCUUGAUGAUAGAUUACAGGGUCAGCAUGGAGGAGAGCUAUUAUUGCAUUACCCUUUAUCACAGAAGAAUGGUCUAUUAGGUAUCAUUGUACAGAAGACACAUGUAAGCAUUGAUCUUUUAUUAGUCCCCUACCGACGAAGUCGAAGGGGACUUUAGGUGUGCACUCCGUCCGUCUGUCUGU
Molecule: messenger RNA, 658 nt
Organism: Mytilus californianus (California mussel)
Lineage: Eukaryota; Metazoa; Mollusca; Bivalvia; Mytilida; Mytilidae
Exons: 4
Coding region: 1-633 (210 amino acids)
Source: RefSeq, a predicted model, not a curated record